GGUCAGAAUUAUUCCAUACUGAUGACGUAGCUGUGCAGUGAUCCGUGUAGCCUCUCUUAUUGGUUGUUGCUUGUUUUUGGAAUUCUCGCGCGCAAAAUCGACCAAUCAAAGACGCUAUAAGGAGCUCCUUAUCAGCCUUCGUAGAGUUGGCUAAGGGAGACGUCCUUAUUGAUUGCGCCACCCUCCCAUCCCCCCUUGCUUACAAACUGUGAUAAGGCGAAAGAGUGUGAAUAAGAACAUACCUAUGACAAAUUAUUGUCUCGCUUCACCAGAUUUCUUCCCGGCUGUAAAGUUAUCUUUAAUAUUGAAAUAAUUUAAUUAAACUUAUUUAAAAGAGUUCAUUGUAUACCAUUGAUAAUAUUUAAACAACUUAAAAAAAGGAGAACUUAUAUGUAAAAAUUGCAGAAUUAUGUAUAAUUUUUUUUUGAGCCAAUAACAUUUUUAUAAUUUGCGUACAGUAACUCUGGCGAGGCAAUGAUUUGGCGAUUUUAGCGCUUUUUUCCAGAGUGUAGGAGACGUUUGCAAUACUGAGUUGUGUUAGAUAAUAAUAAUUAAAAAUGUAUCAUACCGUACUGUAGUUCCGGUUUUCUUUUUCACUAAUUAAAAUGUAGUAUCGUUGGUGUCCAUGUAUACCGUGAAACUCGUAUGUGUAAUCAAAUGGUGGCGAGUGAAAUUAGGAAAUAAUUCCACGCGCGUUUUGUCAAAAUUCUCAUAAUUUCCCGAGCCUUUCAAUCAUGGAUCGUUAUAACCACUCUAUAUCGGUUAAUGCCAAAAUCACGGAAUCAAAAACUUCCCAAUCAUUAGUGAACAUGUUGCUGUCAAUUUUGUGGCACAAUAGGUUACCAUAGCAACAGUAUGACCUGCUAAAAACACCGUUAAUUUUAGCUUUAUGCGCUUUUACCUCAAAAACCAGCUCGGAAAUGGCUGCGAGCUGCUGGGAUCAGUGGUUGACAGCCAGAUUACUUGGCGCAUCCGGGUUGGCGCAGAACGUUUUCUUUUAAUGAAAGAGAGAAUCCUCCUAGCGGAAAAUUUACGAAGUGCUCGCUGCUCGCCAUCUGUAUUUUCUAAAGUACUCGCUGCUCGCAAGACAAAUUUGAUCACUGUCCUUGCUCGCAAAAAUAAACGCACUGCCCGCAUGUUCGCAAAUGCUCGCAAAUACCAUUCGGUACCCCUUCUUGGAAACGCUUAGCUUCUGUUGGAUGAGCCCCAAGCAAAACGUUAGAAAUUGGGAACGAGUCAAUGUUCAGUAGAUCCCGCGGGUCGCGGGCAGUUCACCUUCCAUCAUUCAUUCCAUCGCUUCCCAGUAACGCUGGCAUAUCAUGAAGUCACGACGUUUAGCUUCGUUGUCCCUUUUCGUGACGUUUUGCUGGAGAAAUACCCGCUAGGACGCUUUAUCUUUCAUCAUCAUGAAAGUUGUUCUGUCAAACUCUGCAAAGCCGGUAAAUAUCAUUCAUAUUGUGUGAUGUAAACAUCAGCUUUGGAGUCACUGAUGAAAGCAUAGCAGGGGGGUGGGGAGAUCAAGUGAGCAAGCAAGCAAGUAAGCAAGCGAGGGAACGAGCGUGCCUUGGUUUUAAACAGGUUAGAUUAACAGCAACUUGAUUUAACCACAAUGUGUGUGGGAAAGUAUUGAAGCCUUAAAUUAAAUGGAGUUGUGAAUGAAUGGAUCUUUAAGGCCUGUCUUUGUGGAUACUGCAUAAGAAAAAUGGUGGACUACCACAUACCUAGAAAUUACACACCAUUCAUAUCAAAGGCGGCACAUUUAAGGGAUUCAGCUUCAUAUGUCAGUGGUGAUGAAUCAGUCCUUCCAGCAAGCACAUUAUCAGUGUGUAGUGAUUUUGAUUCUGCAUCUGACAUGACGUCUUUACUAAUGACAGCAAGAUCAACAAGCCCAACAAGUUUGUUAGGAGAAAGUGGUUUUCAUCUGUCAGUUGGCAGUAAAGAUCCUGUGGAAACUGUCAACUUUGAGACAUGGAUGAAACAUGCUGAUACAGAUCUGGUGAGAUAUGACACAACCCCCUUAAAGUUGGGCAAAAGAGACACUCCAACAACCUUUGCCUUGGAGCAAGAUGGUGGUAGUUUUAUACCAAUAAAUUCCAAGGUUGUCAUUUCUCCACGAUCCAGAACUCCCAGUCCAGGUAUGAGUAAGAUGCUACUUAGCUUAUCAGACCAUCCUGUGGAGAGACCAUGCUCUCCAAAUGCUUCAUCGCUGUACAAGAACACCAAAACACAUUGCAACCCUUCAGAGCUGGGACAGCAGACUUACGAUGAAUGUAUGAUGUUCACCACAUGGGCUAACACAUACCUUCAACACAGCUUAGACCAGUUUUUAAUCACAGACUUGGCGAGAGACUUAGGAGAUGGCAUUACCCUGUUGAGUCUGGUAGAGAUGUUAGCUGGGGAGUACCCACCUCAAAUCCACAUAAAGCCGGCACUAGAUGUCCAGAAGAUGGAAAAUAUCCAGACCUGUCUGGAGUUUUUGGAGCAUUAUGGUGUGUCAAUCAAUGGUGUUACUGCUGAUGAUGUAGUGAAAGGAAAUCUCAAGGUGGUGCUUGCCUUAUGCCAUAGCCUCCAGAGACACUUUGGUUCAAGUGCAGUGCAUAAUCGUCAAGUUGAACAACUGGAGCACAAAGAUGACUUGUUGACUUUUAACUGGGUAUCAAAGCUUACUGGAAAACAAAUUGUUGAUUUUCAGAGCUUUCAAGAUGGUACAGUGUUAUGUCUGCUCUUGAACAAGAUCAUUGAGGGUGUUAUUCCUGACUUGGUCUUAGAAUUUGGCUCAGCAGCUGAAAAGAUCAGCCUUGCCUUGAAAGUGUCAUCUGAGCAGUUAAAUAUUGGAACAGGUUUACGGGUAGACGCCAUCAUGAACCAAAAGUGUGAAGAAAAAUUCAUGGAAUACCUGGAAGCAUUGCACCAAGUUUAUUCCAGCAAAUCUAAGAAAGUGUACGAUUCAUUCGAGCAGAGAAAAGUGAGAAGGGAACUUAAGAGACAGCAGCUUAAAGAACGUAGGCUUAAAUCCGAGCGAAUGGGCUCCGAGUUGACUUACCUUGGGGAACUGAGCCAAAAUAAAUCCCGUAUUGCCCGGGAGAAGCUGCAGGUUUCUCUUGCAAAUGCCUCCAGGCGCGUACCAAGCAAAGGAAUUUUAGAGAACACAGGUCGGCAAAUUGGUGAAUCGGAACACAUCGCUCUGACAAAUGACUCAACGAAAAUGCCGAGCGAUGGAACCAUAACUGGCACUAAAAGACAACUGGAUGAAUUAAAAAAAGAACUAGAACUGCUGAAGCUUGAAUGUAGCGAGUCUCGCGAUGAAAAUGACUGUAAGAGUUUUGCAACGCCAGAUAGUUAUAAGCACGAUUCAAAGCUGCUAAGUGCACUGGACAAGCCAACAAAUCCCAGGCAUGAGCUCAGAGAGUUGUGUCGUGGCAGCACAAAUGGAAAUAGGAACGAGAAAAGCAAGACGACCAUUCACAAUGGUGACGUGUCCGUAGCUUUAAGAGAAAAGCCGUUUGAAACUGCUUCUGACGAUAAUCAGCCUCGUUUUGGUGGAUGUUACCUUGGCAACAUCCCCAGCAGCUUUGACGGUUCAAGGAGGCGCGGGCUGGAUCGAUCACGUGACGAGCUGAGUUUUACGUUCAAAGAUACGGAUGUGCUACCUCGAACCUCUGUUCAUGAGGGAACCAGGACGUUUCUACCACACGACUCCUCUGAAGCAUCCGUGUUUAAUUCAAAAGCAGAUAUAGCCAGUGGUAGUGACUUACACCUUAAACCUGGCACAACUGAGACUAAAGGUAUUAGUAACUUGUUCGAAGUCGACUUCGAUGAUGUAGAUGCAGAUGUUAAAAAGAAUCAUGAUCGCGAAAAUUCAGCAUUGAGAAGAAUGCUCAGAGCUGGAGAACUGUCAAGACUGGAAAGUGGCAAGUUAAGACGUGAUUUAUAUAGUACGCAUUCAACAAGCCAUGGGAAAACAAGAGUAUGUGGUGAAGCGAAGACGACGCUAGCUACUUCCUCCGCUACUGAAAACAAAAGAGAACGGUUGUAUGGGUCGUUAGGUGCGUUACCUUCGAGAAAGCCGAUGUACAAGGAAGAAAAAGUAUCUAUACGCGAUAAAACUUCCACAGAAGCACCCACUAAAGACUCGUCUAAAGAACCAAGGCAGCUGCAAAGGAGCCCUUCGAAAGAAAAGCGUUACAGGGAACAAGUAUUGGCCAAGAAAUCAACUAGAAGUGUUGAACCGUCUCACUCAUCAAAAACUCAUUUACAUGCCCUAACGGCCUUAAUAAGGAUGAGCGCUAAAAAUGCUGGUGGCAUGUUUGGCGAGGAAGCGCAAUGAGUAAGCUACAGAUAUUGUAAAAUUCUCCCAGCAGAUCGCCUUACAUAGUUCUGAUAAUUUGGUGUUGCAUCGUGACAAAUAACGGUAAACUUUAACUAAUAAUUUUCUUCUUUAUCUUCACUUGUCCACUUGUAAGUAGAAUCCCUUUCAACAGUGAAAUUGGUCUGUGCUUUGGCUCUAUGCUUGCUAAGCUCUAUAAUUGAUUAAAAAGUCUCGUACCACUCGUUUUAACCAAUCAGGGCAAACGCCGUUUUUUUCAACCAAUCAGGAUUAAAACCAAAACCAUGUUGUAUAAUUCCUUCAACUGAUUAAAAUGGUAGCACUAGACAAGUA
This is a messenger RNA of Orbicella faveolata, 4660 nucleotides long. RefSeq lists its product as uncharacterized. Lineage: Eukaryota; Metazoa; Cnidaria; Anthozoa; Scleractinia; Merulinidae. Gene Ontology annotation, biological process: neurogenesis; nervous system development. The record is from RefSeq and is a predicted model, not a curated record. Gene Ontology annotation, molecular function: protein binding.